Pygoscelis adeliae (Adelie penguin) is the source of this 1336-nucleotide messenger RNA. It is a transcript of the gene SYNPO, whose product is annotated as synaptopodin. Lineage: Eukaryota; Metazoa; Chordata; Aves; Sphenisciformes; Spheniscidae. Gene Ontology annotation, molecular function: actin binding. The transcript has 5 exons. Gene Ontology annotation, cellular component: Z disc; actin cytoskeleton; nucleus. Gene Ontology annotation, biological process: positive regulation of actin filament bundle assembly. The record is from RefSeq and is a predicted model, not a curated record. Bases 1 to 1068 code for a protein of 355 amino acids.
AUGUGGGUGGCUUUCCGCAACUACUGGGGCCCUGAAUUACGUAAAGAGCAGGCAGCCAGCCCCGUGGCCGACCCCAGCCAGGAGUGGAAAGUGGCGAAGAUCCAACGGGUCCUCAUCAACCCUGCCAACGAGCUGAGGAAAGCAGGUCCCUCCCGCCGCGCCAGCCUCUCUGAGAAGGAGCUGAAGGAGGCGAAGGCGCGGAGCCGGAGGAUUGCGGCGCAGCUCACCACGGUGCCUGGCCCCAGCUCCAAGGGCGUCCUGCUCUUCAACCGCCGCAAGCAGCGCGCUGCGGCCCAGGCCAGCGCCCGCCCGGCAGAGGCCCCCCCUCCUGCCGAACUGCCCCCACCACCCACCUAUGCGGAGACCCUGAGCAGCCCCCCGCCACUCACCCGUGUCCGCUCGCCCCCCUCCUACUCGGCCCUGUACCCACCCCCAGAGCAGAAGAUGCUGCCAGGUCCCCCCCAGGGCUGCGGGGUGAGCGGACCGAACCCCCUGCCCAAAACGGGGAUCCUGGAGGAGUCGGCUGCCCGGAGAGCUGGCAAAAAGUCCAUGUUCACCUUUGUCGAGAAGCCAAAGCUGGGCCCCAACCCCGACCUGCUGGACCUGGUCCAGAGCGCAGACAGCAGGAAGAAGCAGAAGGAUCAGGGGGAGCCCGGUGCUGAGGAUGAGCCCUUCGCCCUCGGGGCUGAAGCCGCCAACUUUGUCCCCAACAGCGCGGCCAGGGACGGGCAGAACGUCCCGCCAGCCGACGAUGGUCCCGCGUGGUCCUCCUACCAUCCAGCCCAAGCCGAAGCCACAGCCCAGCCACAACCUCAGCGAAGCGAGAGGGAAGGGGGCCGAGCUCUUCGCCCGCCGGCAGUCCAGGAUGGAGAAGUUCAUCAUCGAGGCUCCCUCCCAGCCCAAGCUGCUGCGGUCCCCGUCGCCCACCAUGUCCCUGCCUCCCUCCUGGAAGUACGAUGCCAACGCUUGCCUGUCGCCCAUGGUCUCCAGACACCCCUCCAAGAGUCCCUCCAGGCCCUCCAAAACCCCUCCGGCAUCUCUGUACGGCAGCAACCUGAUGGAGAAUGAGGUCUCCCAGAAGGAGCUAGAGAUUUCCAAGCACCAGCCCUACCAGCUCCAGUCUUCGCUCUUCAUCCUCUCCCCAUCCAAGGGGCCAGCGAGGUCCAUACCCCGGGAGAUGCCUCCACCCAGACCCUCUCUUCCUGACGCCUACCCUUACCCCCAGCAAACCUCCUGCCCGACCUCUCCAUUGCCUCCUUCCCCCAUUUGGCAUGCUCCCGCUGUGCCCGGCGCCGGCCAGACAACCUCCAGCCCCUUCCCCGGUGCCACAGGGGGA